UGGCGACCUGCACACAGCAGGGCUUGGAGCUGGAUGAGUGCUGUGCUCCUUUGCAACCCAGGCCGUUCUAUGAUUCAGGCACACCGUCCUUCAUUCAAAGCAUCAGCAGCGGAGCUGCCUGGGCAGGGGGUCCUACUGUGUCCUCACCUCCAUGGCUGCAGCUGCGUCCUUAAAGUUUGCAUCCCACAGUAAAGGAAUCCAGGCAGAGCAGCAAACCCUGAGGUGAUCACAUGGUUUGACAUCACUCUUUGCUGCUCUAUGGCAGCAGCACCAGGCACUGAGCAGGACCCUGCCCCACGUUUCUCAGCAGCAGCUCUUUGGGCUGCAGCCUGAGGUCACGCUGCAGGAUGUGACCCUGUGUUGCCCUUGGUCUGUUGAUAAUUGGCUUCAACGGGGAUUGUCUGCAAGGAGGAUUUGUCGUAGAGCCCGAGGUGAGGGAGGAAGCUGGCACUCAGCAUCAUGGCCCUUUGUCCCUUGUCCCCAGGUGGAGGGGAGGCGGUGUGGAUGGGAGAGAUUUGGGCCACACGCAGCAGAGUGAUGAUUUGGGGUUGAAGUAAAGACAUGUGCAGUGCUGGGGACUGCAACUCUGUGCACCACAGCCUGAGGCACGUAGGACAAACAGCAGUGCCUCAGAGCUGGAGUGCACCUGGCUGAUGCUGGGGCAUUGAGCCAAGGGCAAGCUGCCAGGCUCGAUAACUGGCCUCACCUGACCUGUCUGAGUUGUUGAGCAUUGUUUUUAUCAUGCAAGCUGAAGGCUGUGGUCCUGCAGCUUCCUUGAGGUGUGGUGUUGGCUGUGCUGUGCUCACAGUGCCCCAUCUGGGGCAGCAUGGUGCCGUGUCAGCACAGCAGCUCUGAGCUCGGCUGAGGAAGGAUCUGGAUGGCUCUGCCCGGCAGAAAUGCAGUCGCGUGUCUCCCAGCCUCGUGGUGCAGAGCUAGAAUCGUGUCCCAUGCAGCUGAUGCUGCUUUCUACCUCUGGCGCCUUCAUCCAGCACUCAGACUGCUGUGAAACACCGGCUGUGCCCAGGUCCGUCAGCAUGCUCCAGGUACCGCUGCCCCUGGAUCGUGAUGGUAUCCUGUUCCGGCUCCGUUUCACCACUCUGGCUGUUUGGACUGUGUUUUGCCCCUUGUUUGGUUUCCUUUUCUGCGUGAUUUGGUCUCUGCUCUUCCACUUCAAGGAGACAACAGCCACGCACUGCGGGGUCCCAAACUACCUGCCCUCCAUCAGUGCUGCCAUCGGAGGAGAGACCCCACAGCGCUACGUCUGGAGGCUCUGCAUUGGUCUGCACUCAGCUCCACGUUUCCUGGUGGCUGUUGCCUACUGGAACCACUACCAGAGCUGCCACUGCUCCCACCCUCGCUACCUGCGCCUGUGCCACCUCAACCUGCUGCUCAACCUGCUCGAGAACUUUGCUCUCCUCGUGCUGACCUAUGUGUCCUCCUCAGAGAACUAUGGUACGUGGCUCCCUGCAACUCUGCAUCAACCCCUGCAUGCUCAGCUUGUUUGUGGAAGCUGAGCUCUGUAAAAGUUAGGAUUUAUAUUAUAGAAUGAUAG
This is a messenger RNA of Lagopus leucura (white-tailed ptarmigan), 1552 nucleotides long. RefSeq names its product post-GPI attachment to proteins 2 (gene PGAP2). The record is from RefSeq and is a predicted model, not a curated record. Gene Ontology annotation, cellular component: Golgi membrane; endoplasmic reticulum membrane. The transcript has 3 exons. The coding region runs from base 897 to 1514 and encodes 205 amino acids. NCBI's taxonomy places the organism in Eukaryota, Metazoa, Chordata, Aves, Galliformes, Phasianidae. Gene Ontology annotation, biological process: GPI anchor biosynthetic process.